Trichoderma atroviride IMI 206040 is the source of this 1245-nucleotide messenger RNA. RefSeq lists its product as uncharacterized. NCBI's taxonomy places the organism in Eukaryota, Fungi, Ascomycota, Sordariomycetes, Hypocreales, Hypocreaceae. The record is from RefSeq and is a predicted model, not a curated record.
AUGGCAAUCACGCCAAAAGCACCAGUCAAUGUCGGCGAAACUCCAAGAGGAAAGGCAAAUUGGUUCGAAAUCACGGGUGGUACAAUCACUGGCGUAGAUGGCACCCAUAUUGCAGAUGUAAACGCGGGCGGAGGAGACUAUCUCACUCGAUUCGUCGAUGACAAUGUCGCUGAGGUGGAUCUGCGGCUAAUCGCCAAAGACUCGAAUGGAGAGCUGUUACGCCUCACCGUAUCGGGAUUCGACUAUCUUGAUCGAGCAACUAUGCUGGCUUUGGAUGGCCGAGCAGGAGAGGAUCCGGGCAAUAAUACGACAGGCAUCACGGAGCCGUACGGCUUUGAGAUAGUCAAGUGCAGCACGGCGAGUCAAGAGUACAGGUGGAUGAACUUUGCCGUCUUGAUUGCGCGUGACAUUCCCGAGGGCAUUCCUAUUCCUAUCCACGCAUUCAUCUGUUUCUGUCCUGUCUCCGCCGCAUCUCUACCAGUGGCCCAAACGACGCUCAGCUCAGCUCCUCUCCAACAGACUCACAUGUCUUUCGCCAGCCUUCCCUUUGAGCUUCGCUCCCUCAUCUGGAGCCUGGCAGUAGCGCCUCGCCACAUCACCAUCAACAAGGUGCGCGCAAAGGGCAGCUUCAGCAACAAGCACCGCCAGCAGGGCAAAGACAUCCUCUACGAGACCUCGUCAACGCCGCCUCCGGCUCUCAUGCAUGUGUGCAGCGAGUCUCGCCAGCAGGCGCCCUAUAAGCGCGCAUUCACCGCGGGCACCGAGCCGCGCUGGACGUGGGUCAACUUUGAGCUCGACAUCUUCUGCGUCUCGAGCCUCUACGCCGUUUCGGACAUGCUCUCCCACCGAUCCGAGAUCCAGCGGCUGCAGAUCCGGACUGACGAUGACAUCGCCAUCGACUGGUACGAGGCGGCCACCCGUUAUAACGGACUCUCCGGUGUCUACCAGUUGGAGAACCUCGGGGAAAUCCAGGUUGUGCUGGAGCCCGGCGACUUGAUGUGGGGAGACGUCUUCAAGGACUGGGGCCUUGGACGCUGUCCUCAAGACAACAUCACCUUCCUCGACGAGGGGUCUGGACUGGUGCUGACUGGCGAUCAGCUAAAGAUGGUGGGUGACUGGCGGGUGGUGUUUUCGUUUGACAGCGAGGGAAACCCGCCUGACCCGGACAGGCUGUCGGAGGAGAUUGCUCAUGUCCUCGACGAUUCUUGGCAUAUGACUUGGGCACAAAUACACGAGCUGGAUUGA